Messenger RNA from Saccostrea cuccullata (small rock oyster), 1161 nucleotides. Its product is annotated as HEAT repeat-containing protein 3-like. Bases 145 to 1161 code for a protein of 338 amino acids. The transcript has 7 exons. Gene Ontology annotation, biological process: ribosomal large subunit biogenesis; protein import into nucleus. Lineage: Eukaryota; Metazoa; Mollusca; Bivalvia; Ostreida; Ostreidae. The record is from RefSeq and is a predicted model, not a curated record.
AAACUUUAUAUAUAAUACGGAUUGGCGGCUGGCCUAGCCUCCACCGGAAGUGACAAAGGAAAACAAACGUCCACAUGGCUGGCCAACCCAAAGCUGACUGCGGUUUUAAAGUUUAAUUAGUGAUGUAAGAAUGAAUUUCUGAAUAUGGGGAAAACGAAGAAUAAAAAAUUCAAAAUAGAGAGACCAAAACCAACAGGUUUGAUAAGUGUUAAAGAUGCAGAGAAUGAAAUGGAACAGAGUACAAACUCUCCAAACAGUGACUCUAUUCAUUCCUUGCUCGAGAAGCUUAGUGGCCCGUCAGAGGAAGAGAGAGAAUGUAGUUGUACAACUUUAGCCAAUCUUGUAUCCCAGCCAAGUGCUGUAAAAAUUCUCCUUCAACACAAUGUGGUGAAAAUCCUGGCUCCUGUGAUUUUAGAUAAAAAUCCUGAGAUUCAAGUCAAAGCCCUUGGGGCACUGAGAAAUCUCAGUGUGGAUGGUGGUGAAACAGUCUGUCAAGAAAUGGUCAAGAAGGAUGUUCUCACACCUCUCCUGAUUCUGUUUAAACAGUAUGAUUCUAACUGGACCCCAGAGAAAUCUACUGGAAAGAAACACAAGGACUUUAAGUCUUCCAUUUUUACAGAAGCUGUGCAUAUAUUAUGGAAUCUGUGUGAGAAUAGUGAAGAGGCUUUGGAGAUUUUUAACAACGAGAAUCUCCUUCCUGUCUUGUGUCCAUGUAUGCAGUACACAGUGUAUGGAGAGGAAUUGGCAGUCACUGUUGCAAACUGCCUGUAUACAAUAACGGAAGACAAUUCCCCUGUCAUCAAGAUGUUUCAGGACCCAGAUGUUCUUGGUCUUCUAAAUUCUUUGAUUUCUUUAAGCUCUGACUCAUCAGACCUUAUCCUCUUAAAAAUGCUUGCAACAGGUAUUAUGGUAAAUAUCAGCUCAGGAAAAGCUGCAAAUGGUUUAGGCAGUGUAUUGAAAUCUGUCUCGGAGGUAUUAAAGCUUGAAGCCAUGGAUGUAGCUCAGAAAGUAGCUGGUGCAAAUUCUUCCUUAUUAAAUGGUGAGAAUGGUAUGGUGACAGACGAGGAAAAUGGCGCACCACACAAAAUAGUCACCGGCCAGGUAAGAACUUUGGAUUCUAAGAUGAAUUGGAGAAUACAUGGGCAUACAAAUAUAUUGUAA